Molecule: messenger RNA, 1200 nt
Organism: Chaetomium fimeti
Lineage: Eukaryota; Fungi; Ascomycota; Sordariomycetes; Sordariales; Chaetomiaceae
Exons: 2
Coding region: 84-914 (276 amino acids)
Source: RefSeq, a predicted model, not a curated record
UUCUGGGGACCUCUGCAUCGCCACCGACAUACGCGACACGUCUCGUCCCAGUUACACCAAGCCAGUCAAGCCUCACAGUCAACAUGAAGACUACCCUUUCUGCGCUGGCCCUUGUGGCUCUAUCCUCUGCCACCCCCGUCUCCCUCAAGGAACGCCAGGGCCAGAGCACCGGCGACGGGCCGUUUGCGCCGGCGGGCUACUACACUUCGGAUGCUCUCCAGGGCCACACCUUCUACGCCCCCAAGGAGGUCCCGUCCGGCGCCAAGCUCCCCGUCAUGCUCUGGGGCAACGGCGGGUGCUCGGCCGACGCCACGGGGCAGGCGCCCUUCCUGACGCAGCUGGCGUCGUACGGCGUGCUCGUCAUCGCGAGCGGCACGCCCGGCGGCCAGGGCAGCACGACGGCCGACGUCAUGAAGGAGUCGAUCGACUUCAUCAGCACCAACGCGGGCCAGGGCGACUUCGCGAGCGUGGACGCGUCGCGCAUCACGGCGGCGGGCUGGAGCUGCGGCGGCGUCGAGGCGUACGCCCAGAUCUGGGACGACCGCGUGCAGAGCGUGGGCAUCUGGAGUUCGGGCUUGCUGACCAACUACACGGCGGCCGAGAACUUCCGCAAGCCCGUCUUCUUCUUCCUCGGCGGCCAGAGCGACAUCGCCUUCGCCAACGGCGAGCGCGACUACAACGCCAUGCCCGCCGGCGUGCCCAAGUGGAAGGGCAACCUCGACGUCGGCCACGGCGGCACCUACACCGACCCCAACGGCGGCAAGUUCGGCGUCAUCGGCGCCCAGUGGGUGCAGUGGACCAUGCGCGGCAACUCCUCGGCGUCCGAGUACCUGACGGGCGAGGGCGCGGCGGCCGAUGGCUGGCAGGUGGUCUCUGCGGACCUGGACCAGUUCAGUGUUGAACCGAUUGCUUAAGAGGGCAUGGAUAGGGGUCAGAGGACGCAACCGGAGAUCUUGGAUAUUCGAUUGUUGGAUUGGAGAGUAAAGCUACUUUUUCAAACUACUAUGAUCGAUGCAAUAACAUUCAAGUUGAAAGCAUCUACUGCAUCUCCUCAGUACCGAGUCCUUGGGCCGAGCCGGCUCUUGGACGACCGCAUGCCGUAAAAGAAUGCGGGAAAGCAUCAAGUGAAGACAAACAGGGGAAUGUAGCUCUUUUGCCAAAAGGCUACCAGUCGGUACCCAAGCUGGGCUCAGUCAAUUC